Effrenium voratum is the source of this 1119-nucleotide messenger RNA. The record is from the annotation of a GenBank genome assembly. Lineage: Eukaryota; Dinophyceae; Suessiales; Symbiodiniaceae.
AUGGGGCCCGGCCAGGAAGUGCAGAUCUACUUCUGGGACAGCCGGGACGGCCCUGGCAUGUGUGGCUGGUGGUUCGGCGCUGCGGUGGGAGGCGACAUGGUGUGGUCCUUCCGCCCCGGCGAGGCCCCGACUCCUCCCAGGACUGGGUGGAAGGUACCCUUUGAGGGCCAGGUGGACGCCAGCCUGGUGGUGAACGCCGCGGCCAACGGGCGCCCGCCGUCGGCCCCGGCGCCCCCGGCCUCGGGGGUCUUCGGGGCCCCGAAGCCCCCGGCGCCGCCGGCGACGCCGGCGAAGGUGGAGGUGGGCCAAGAGACCCACAUCUCAGUGGGAGGCUGCAUUCACCCGGUGGUGGGCACCAUCGUUAAUGGGAACUUCGUGCGGACCGGGGAGAACCACGGCAAGCCGGUCUACAAGAAGACCGAGCAGACCAAAGACGGGGUGGACGUGCUUAUCUACUUCUGGAACGACGUCCAGAACCCCUCCUUCUGCGGCUGGUGGUUCGGGCCGCAGGUGGGCGCGGAGCAGGUCUGGGCCUUCAACCCCGGCCGGAUGACGACGGCCCCGCUGUCCGGGUGGAAGGUGCCUUACGACGGUCCGGUGGACCAAGCCUUCCGCAUCUCCGUGGACAGGAAGGCGUCAGCGGAGGAGAAGCGGAAGCGCAAGGAGGUCGAAGCCAAGCAGCACGCAGAGGUGAACCGCGCGGCCAAGGAGAUCCGUGCAGUGCUGGGCAAGCUGAAGGUGGUGAGGGUGGAGAACCUGGAGGAGUUGGAAGGCGAGCUGAAGACGGUCAUGGAGAAGGAGCUGGGCAACUGCGACCCGAAGGCCAAGAUGCAAGAGGAGUGCGACAAGGCUCUCGAGCAGGCCAAGAAACGGGUGGAGCAGCUUAAGGAGGCCCAGGCGAAGGCGGAGCCGAUGAUGAAGGAGCUGGAGUCUUUGCUCAAGGUGGCCGAGGUGGCCAUGGAGGCGCUGCAAAAGAAGAUCACCAAGAGCUCCUUGGAGGAGGCGGAGGCAUCCACGGAGGCCUGCUCGAAGUACAUCAUCGAGGGGGGCUCCGUGCUCACCAUGGGCGAGGCGCGGCGAUUGAUGCGAGGGAGGCCCCUGGCGAGUCCUGGCGAGUAA